AUGUCCACCUUCUGUUUCAUUUUCCACAUACCCGCCUCCCUAACGGGAGAAGUGCAGACCCUACUCGCCGCCCAGGCCACAAAACCCAACAUGACCGAAUUCCAAACCCGAGCAGCCCUAGUUCCCUACGAAGUAGAAGACAUGGCACUCGGCCCCACCAGCACCAACGGGCAAACCCCCACCGACUCAAUCUUCGUAGUCUACGUAGGAGCCAAGCAAGCCGACAUGACACUGGCAGACUUCUUCAACGCAGUACGGCCCUACCGCACAUCCUGGUCGUUUAUUGACGUGGCGGUGUGGUUGGUUCCUGAUGGUAGAGAUUGGUGGAAUCCGCGGUAUCAGCAUAUUGCGCAGAGUAGCUCGGCGACUUGGAUGUUGACGAACGAUGCCAAGAACAUUCUGUACACAGCGUGCACGUUGUCGGGUCAGGACGGUCAGAGCGCAGCGGUACAGCCCCGGGUGGACCUGGUGGUCUCAUGCGAUUCGCAGAUGGCGGAGGAAUUUCGGACGUUGUAUGUUGAGCUUGGUACGGCGACUGGAUUACAGCGUGCGUGGCGUAAGUGGUCAAAGGAGGUUGGGUUGACCUGUAGAGUGGUUAUGCUUGCAAAGAGAAGCGGAGGAGGAAGUGAGCAGGAGAAUGAGUUUGUACUAGUCGUUCGAUCCAAAUACUUGCAGCGAGGUCAUGAUGACAGGAUCGAAUACGGCGCACCUGCAUUCCCCAAGAUGGAAGGUGAGCAUCAAGAAUUGAAAGACUGGGUGAACCGGCAUACGGCCUUGGUGGAGGAAACCUAUUCACGCAGCGACAUGUCAUGA
Molecule: messenger RNA, 813 nt
Organism: Plenodomus lingam JN3
Lineage: Eukaryota; Fungi; Ascomycota; Dothideomycetes; Pleosporales; Leptosphaeriaceae
Source: RefSeq, a predicted model, not a curated record